GGUCCUUGCAAAUCGCUUGCCGGUUUUGCCUGCAGCAACCAACAGAAAAUGAAGACGCUACAGGCAGCUUCUGCAGAUCAAAACGGUGGUGACUCAGACGCUUCAUCCAUGAAGAAAAGCCUCUGCAUGGAAAGCAAGGUCACGGAGACAGCCAGCAGCAGAUGUGCUGGUGAAUCAGCGAAAUGUUCAUCUGGUGAAACAGACACGAACAUCAACCGAUCCCUGUUGUUGAAGGCAGCGGAGCCUAUAACUCACGCCAUUGAUAUCACGGAAGCAGCCAUGAGAAAGGCAGAAGCCACCAUGGCAAAAAAACUGUCGAUGAACAAGACGCUGAACGAUAGCCGUAUCGACAAGGACGCGCCAUGCUCCAUCGACGCCAAGGCCGACGAUUCUCAGCAGGCGCCAAAGGUGUACACCGCGGUGUGGGUCGACACCGACACGGACACCCUGCGCGCUCGGCUCGUCGACUCAAUGCGGCACUUGCGCAGGAUGGCAUCUCGGCGGCGCCAUCGGCACAGGAAGCGCGGCUCGAAUAACAAGUGGAGGCUGUGGAGAAUCGGGCCAACGCUCCUGGUCAUCCUCCUGCUUGUCUCCGCGGUGCAGCUGCUGUUCAUACUCUGGCUGUACCGGAGGCUCCUGAAUCAAAAUUAGACAAAAUGUAUGUUAGUGCUUUCUUGUUGGAGUUAUUGAUGUUUUGUAGUAUAUGAUUUUAGUAAUGCAUACCUUGUCUACAAGAAUAGUGUCGAGAUGGGUUCCAGUUCCAGAUACGAAGGGUGAUUCAGCCGACCGGUUUCCGAAUUUUUUA
This is a messenger RNA of Zea mays, 805 nucleotides long. RefSeq lists its product as uncharacterized. Bases 49 to 651 code for a protein of 200 amino acids. NCBI's taxonomy places the organism in Eukaryota, Viridiplantae, Streptophyta, Magnoliopsida, Poales, Poaceae. The transcript has a single exon. The record is from RefSeq and is a predicted model, not a curated record.